Messenger RNA from Vitis riparia (riverbank grape), 1977 nucleotides. RefSeq lists its product as uncharacterized. The transcript has 15 exons. NCBI's taxonomy places the organism in Eukaryota, Viridiplantae, Streptophyta, Magnoliopsida, Vitales, Vitaceae. The record is from RefSeq and is a predicted model, not a curated record. Bases 505 to 1695 code for a protein of 396 amino acids.
GGAAGCAGAGGCCCAAAUCUGGCCUCCAUCCAGAGUCGGUCGGCGAGCUAGGUUUCUCUCAGGAGACGGCCAAUACCUACAAAUGCUGCUGAAUACAUUCGAUCCUAGAGGAUCGAUCGGCCGGAACAAACUCAUUCUCUCAUCCAUUAUUACAGAAGCCAAGAAAUUUAUGUGAUUUGCGUGACCUCUGCGUAUAAUCGCCCAAGAACAUGGGAGGUUAGACCGGGAGACGGAAAAAGGAAAUGGCACGUUAUACCGUUCUUCGGAUUCAACCACGGGUUGCGUCAUUUGAAGAACAGCUGGCACGGGAAUUCCACGUGUCAUUAUCAUAUUUUCUGCCAAGGAAGCUUGUUGGUGAAGCCCAAAUUACAAGAGAAGUAACAAAAGGCCCUAAAGGUACCAGCUGGCAUUCACAGAGCUGAUUUAUUCACCCAAACACGAGCCACAUGCAACCGAUUAUCAAUUAGAAGUCCCAAUAAGAGAAAACAGACAACCGAGAAAAAAAUGCUUGGAGAUGGAGGAGAGACCCCUACCAGGUAUGAAUUGUUGAGUAUGGUGAAGAAACACUCAAGCUCAUUAAAGAACACCACAGUUGAUGAUGAGCAAGAUGCUUCAGAUGUUGAAAUGGAUCCAAGCUUUUGGCAUGAUAUCCUGGAUUUGUAUUUUAUUUGUGGUAGGGAGUCCAGGGGACGCCAGGAUGACGAUCUCAUAUUUUUUGUGAGAAAAUUGAGCUUGCAUGGAUAUGGUUUCAAUGAUCACAUGGAAGGGAUCCCCCCUUACUUUGUACGCAGGUGGGCACCUAAGUUGGAUAAGCUAGUGAGUGAAAAUUCAGCGGAGGUGGAUUGGAGGCGCUCAUUUUACUUGAAUUUGAUUGCUCACACUUCAUUUACUGUAACAGUGGCAAUUUGCAGUCAUCAGGUACUUCGAAAUCAUCAAACCGGGCAAGAUUCACCAUUAUCUCCUAUAUACAAGGUUGUGAAGACUGUAUAUGCAUCUCCAAGUCGAGUUGAGUUCCAUUUGGAUUCAAAAAAGGAGGUAGAAACAAUUCCUGCUUAUCCAGAUAUAUGUUUUGCAGUUGAUGAUUUCGAUUCCACCUUUGAUGCAGUGGUUUUGACAGAAACAGACCAUUGCUAUUGUGUGCUCCUCAAUGCACAUGAUGGGGCAGCAUUUCCUAGCGAAAAAACAUCACCUGAUUGUAGUUCUAGCAAUACAUCUUCUUUGAGAAUUGAUACUGAUUCUGAAAAGUCGAAGAAUACCAAGCUUACUCUUUUCUCUGGAUUUGUCAGCUAUCAAAUGGUUCGAGAAGCAUAUGAUGCUGGAAAAUCUCGAUUCGGAAGCCUUUUGUUACUUGGUCAAUCCGCUGGAAAAACAGACAGGCUUUACAUGAAAGGUCCUGGAGGGCGUGGGGAAGUUGAAGUGGCUGUUUCCGGUGUUGCAGAUCAAAGCCAGCAGCCAUCAGGCCCUUCUUCGCCCGUUCAUGCAUCCAAGAGAGGUUUUGGGAUUGGUACAAUUGUUCGUAAGGCAGCAACAGUAGCAUCUGUGGCAGCAAAGCAUGCCUAUGCUGCUGCAGCUGCCACUCGGAGUUCUGAUGAGGAGAUGUUGCCGCUCAAGUGCUGCUUAAUGUCAAUAUCACUUCCCUGGGAACACAUUGCAUAUGAUCUCAUGUUUAAGGGAAGUCCUCCAGUGAACUUGUAGUGUCUUAUGUUACAUCUCUUGCGGAAUGCUAAACAAGCAUGGCGAUCCCGCCUGCUAAAGAAAGAUGGAAGGGGAGUAGCCUGCACUAUAAACAACAUUUGGGAUCUCAGUCCUGCAUUUUUUGGUAUUGGGGUACAUUGUGUUUUAAGGCUGUAAGUGUAAGUGUGAUAGAAAUAUGUAAAGUUUUAAUUAAGAAACUUAGUGUAUUCAAUAUCAAUUCCAUGGUUGUCAGGUUUAAAGUUUAGUAAAGCCUGAUUCUUGAAUGCAGACACUUUGGAUCCU